Molecule: messenger RNA, 2633 nt
Organism: Actinia tenebrosa (Australian red waratah sea anemone)
Lineage: Eukaryota; Metazoa; Cnidaria; Anthozoa; Actiniaria; Actiniidae
Biological process (GO): protein N-linked glycosylation
Molecular function (GO): alpha-(1->6)-fucosyltransferase activity
Source: RefSeq, a predicted model, not a curated record
CCAAUUGGUGGGAGUUUGAUUGAUUUUUAAGUGGCAGGAUUUAGCAGCUUGCGCACACUUUACAUCACGUUAACCCAACCUCGAGCACGUUUACGCUCCAUAGUCUAGUCCUACUGGCAGCUGAGUCAGUCAAACAGCCCUUUUGGCGCGCGUUUGGUCAUUUAUCAGACCAAUUUAGAAUUCUAAUAGCUGUGUAAGACUCACGCACAGAAUACUAAGCCUUGUUAGAAAAAUUCCGAAUUCUCGUAUUCAACGUUUGUCAUCCACUUUAGGCUUCCAAGAAUCUGACUUGCAACAUCUGAUUGCUGCUUUAUGAGGUUUUGGCGUCCACGAUGGCUUCGCAGGCAAUUUUCACUAAGAAGCUUCGUGCUUGUUAUUCCUUUGACCUGUGCUUUAUUUUUGAUGGUGGUUAGUCAGAUCUCGUGGACACCUCGACAAGCAAUGGCUAAUAUAGCAUUUAACCGAGUUUUUGAAGACUCUUUUGGGAACGUUCUUCACGUCCAAGGAAAGAUGGUUGACCUCAAAGAAGACUACAGCAGACUGGUCAAACCUCGGCGAAAAAGGCAUAAAAGACGUCAUCAGAAUUUAUCGAAACCGAAAAGAAAACCUCAGACAGUUUUAACUGAAGAAAAUCAAAGCAAUAAUAGACAAAUGACUCGCGUAAAAACCGUGAAGCCUAGCUCCAGCUUCGGCUUAUGGGACAAAGACAGAGUCGUUAACUUAUCUCAUGUAUAUUUGGAAACCAAUGAGAAACGUUUCAAUAGUCAGAAACUUUGUGGGGAGGGCUGGCAAGAGAACUAUGCAGUCGUACAUGAUGAAAUACUCAACUCCAUACGCCCUCGAAAAUUCCUGGUUUAUUCCUGCAAAGGAAAAGGCUACGGUUGUGCGGGAUACGGCAAUCGAAUUGGCGGGAUUUCAUCCUUGUUUCUUCUAGCGGUUCUUACGAAAAGAGCUUUUCUCAUAGACUGGAAUGAUCCAGCCCCACUAGCACUAGAAAACUUUCUCUGGCCAAAACGAAUCAAAUGGAAUUAUACUGUAGCAAAUUUAAAAGGCCUUGAAUCUAGGACUCAUUACUGGGGCAAAGGGUUGCCAAAAAACUUACAUCAGAAAGACUUCGAAAAACCUGGUAAUUCUUACCCGGAUUUUGCGCGUUGGUUUCGUAAUGUUGAUUUUAACAGCUAUUUUAACCGACCUGUAGAGGUGAUUACCGCUACUUGGAAUUUUGCGCAAGAGAUAUGGUCAAACCCUUACCUCUCUCAAUUAGCCGAUGAGAUGGGAAUUAUAUUCCCUCCUUUAAAAUACCUUCUCGUAGGAUGCUCAUACGAAUUUCUAUUCCAAAGAUCUCCCGAACUGGAUAAUAAGUUAUCAAAGAUCAAAAAUGCAAGCUUUGAGGAGGGUACGCCCGUGAUUGGCUUGCAUAUUAGAAUGGGCGAUGUUGCAUUUGGUAGAAAACGUCGUGUCAAUACGAAAAACUUCGAGAGCUUUUUCAAUUGUGCGCAAGUGGUGGAGAAGUCCAUCGUUAAGUCUAAUCCCAACCUAAAAAGUUCUGAUAUAAAAUGGUUCUUAGCCACUGACCACGUUGCGGUCAAAGAAUAUGGUUUACAACGAUAUCCUGGCAAAGUUCUCACAUUGGAUGUGGAGCCAGAACAUAUCGGAAUCUUCCAGAAACAACGAUUUCCAACUUACCAAGGAAUGUUGGGAGUUUUCCUAGAUCAUUUCUUACUGGCUGAGUGUUUUUUCCUCAUUUUGUCCAAUAGUACUUUUGGGACGUCGGCGCUUGGCAUCAAUUACCAUGGAAUGAGCUCUUUUACCUUUGGAGAAAGCUGUGGUAUUGUGAAACAUAAAGUCAAAAACGAUAUUCACUGAUUUUAACUACUUGCAGACUUAAUUCUUAGAACUUUAAAUCCUGCUUUAUUUGCAUUGACACUGAGGAACUCUCAUUGACUACGGUGAGACGGUACUACGGCGACAGGAAGCGAAGAUCAAAUUCGGUGGCCGCAUGAAGCGCUUUGGUUCGUUCUAGUUGGCAUUUCCCGCCAUAGAGUUACUGUAUUCCAUUACUGUAUAUACGCUUCGUUGUGCGCUUUACCACUAAUUCUUAAUUGUUUUAGUUUGAACGGGAAAAUGCCGUGGCCACUCUAUUCUCUACCAAUGCAGCCGUAGCAGCACCGCGACAUGAUCUAUAUUGAAGUACAUAACGAACUGCGGCAACAAGGGUAGUAUAAAAACAUUCAAUACACCUGCAAAAUUAAUCCUUUAUUUAUUCAUAGUGAACGAGCAAUCGCACGGUAACGAUGACGUAGCCGGCUUGUAGUGUGCGAGCACACUGAAGACUGAUUACAACUUUUUGGUUCAGAGGAUUGUGGGCUCCUAUUAUUGGCAUUCGGUAAAACUGUUACACGCCAAACAAGCUCUACUUUGCUACGUCGUCGGCGACAAAUUUCAUGCGGUGUCGCGAGAAAAAUACAAAGCCCACUUUAAAAAAACCCAUGCGAUAUCGCUUCUCCGAAAUCAGUCCCACAAUCCUUUGCGCGAACCAUUAGAUCGUAACCAGUCUUUCCCUGACCUUUGGGAUAUAAUUGGAAUAGGCCCUCUUACGUUGAUACAAGAAGUGAUUAAAUAUAUUACAACUA